AAGCCUUCCAAACCCUCCUUCCUGGAAACCCACCCAGAACCUCCACCCUCUGACACCAUGGUCAACUCCUGUUGUGGCUCUGUGUGCUCUGACCAGGGCUGUGGCCUAGAGAACUGCUGCCGUCCCAGCUACUGCCAGACCACCUGCUGCAGGACCACCUGCUGCCGCCCCAGCUGCUGUGUGUCCAGCUGCUGCAGACCCCAGUGCUGCCAGACCACCUGCUGCAGGACCACCUGCUGCCACCCCAGCUGCUGUGUGUCCAGCUGCUGCAGACCCCAGUGCUGCCAGUCUGUGUGCUGCCAGCCCACCUGCUGCAGACCCCAAUGCUGCCAGACUACCUGCUGUAGGACCACCUGCUGCCGCCCCAGCUGCUGCAGGCCCCAGUGCUGCCAGUCUGUGUGCUGCCAGCCCACCUGCUGCUGCCCCAGCUACUGUGUGUCCAGCUGCUGCAGACCCCAGUGCUGCCAGACCACCUGCUGCAGAACCACCUGCUGCCGCCCCAGCUGCUGUGUGUCCAGGUGCUACAGGCCCCAUUGUGGCCAGUCUCUAUGCUGCUAGCCCAUCUGCUGGCAAACCACCUGCUACAGGACCACCUGCUGCCACCCCAGCUAUUGCAUUUCCAGCUGCUGCCAGCCUUCCUGCAGUAUCUCUAGCAGCAGUAGCUCCUCCUGCUGUGGCUUCAGCUGCUGCAGGCUCUCCUGCUGCAUCUCCAGUUGCUGCCGCCCCAACUGCUGCCAGACCAUGUGCUGCCGCCCAACCUGCUCUAGUGCUUCUUGCUGCUGAGGCUGUCAUCUGGACUCACCAGAUUCUCAUCAACCAGCAUUCUUGAUGUAGCUCAUCUAUGAGCUGAGUUAUGGGAAGCUAGUUGGAAAACUUCAGUUCCAACCAAUUCUUAGAUUGAAUCUGGCCUCCAAAUAUAUGCUCCCCCCACAUUUUACCUCUCUACCAAAUGAACAUAAGUUGUAAUUUGCUCUGAAAUCUGUCAACUAUCUUAAUUGAAAUAUUUGCUCUCUGCCAUAAUUUCUCAUAUGGAGCUAUUCCAUUUUAAACAAAUAUUUAUCUAAAUAAAUCUUAAAUAAAUUUUCAGGCAUAGAAAUAUA
Homo sapiens (human) is the source of this 1100-nucleotide messenger RNA. RefSeq names its product keratin associated protein 4-4 (gene KRTAP4-4). The transcript has a single exon. Lineage: Eukaryota; Metazoa; Chordata; Mammalia; Primates; Hominidae. Bases 58 to 558 code for a protein of 166 amino acids. Gene Ontology annotation, cellular component: keratin filament; cytosol. The record is from RefSeq and is marked reviewed.